GGCACAAUGCUGGUAACUCGCUUCGAGCGUCGAGGCGAUAGCCAAGACCUCGACGAGGCCAUGACGCUACUCAGGGAAGCGCUCGAUUUGUUCCCAGUUGGUCACACAAAUCGGUCCACGGUGUUGGGUAACCUUGGGAAGGUGCUCUCUACCCGCUUCAAUCACCGAGGUAAUGACCAAGACUUGGAUCAGGCUAUCAUGCUUGACAAGGAUGCGCUGGCUUUGUGUCCAGUCGGUGACCCAGAUCGGCCCAUGUCAUUAAAUAACCUUGCGAGCGGGCUCUACACCCGCUUCCAGCACCGAGGCAACGACCAAGACUUGGAUGACGCUACCAUGCUUCACAGGGAUGCGCUGGCUUUGCGUCCAGUCGGUCACCCAGAUCGGUACAUGUCAUUCAUUAACCUUGCAAGUGUGCUCUCCACCCGCUUCAGGCACCGAGGCAAUGACCAAGACUUGGAUGACGCUAUCAUGCUUGACAGGGACGCGCUGGCUUUAUGUCCAGUCGGUCACCCAAAUCGGUCUUUAUCAUUAAGUAACCUUGCGAAUCAACUCUCCACCCGCUUCCAGCACCGAGGCAAUGAGCAAGACUUGGAUGAUGCUACAAUGCUUCACAGGGAUGCGCUGGCUUUGCGUCCAGUCGGUCACCCAGAUCGGUCCAUGUCAUUGAAUAACCUUGCAAAUGUGCUCUACACCCGCUUUAAGCACCGAGGCAAUGACCAAGACUUGGAUGACGCUACCAUGCUUCACAGGGAUGCGCUAGCUUUGUAUCCAGUCGGUCACCCAUAUCGGUACAUGUCAUUAAAUAACCUUGCGACUGUGCUCUCCACCCGCUUCCAGCACCGAGGCAAUGGCCAAGACUUGGAUGACGCUAUCAUGCUUAACGGGGAUGCGCUAGCUUUGUAUCCAGUCGGUCACCCAUAUCGGUCCAUGUCAUUAAGUAACCUUGCGGGUGUGCUCUCUACCCGCUUCGAGUACCGAGGCAAUGACCAAGACUUGGAUGACGCUAUCAUGCUUCACAGGAACGCGCUGGCUUUACAUCCAGUCGGUCACACAAAUCGGUCCUCGUCAUUAAAUAACCUUGCGACUGCGCUCUUCACCCGCUUCCAGCACCGAGGCAAUGACCAAGACUUGGAUGACGCUAUCAUGAUUCACAGUGACGCGCUGGCUUUACAUCCUGUCGGUCAUCCAGAUCGGUCCAAGUCAUUAAAUAACCUUGCGAUCGCGCUCUACACCCGCUUCAAGCACCGAGACAAUGACCAAAACCUCGACGAGGCCAUCACGCGUCUUAGGGACGCGCUGGCUUUAUGUCCAGUCGGUCACGCAGAUCGGUCCAAGUCAUUAAGUAACCUUGCGCUUAUGCUCUCCACCCGUUUCCAGCACCAAGGCAAUGACCAAGACUUAGAUGAAGCUAUCAUGCUUGACAGGGACGCGCUGGCUUUACGUCCAGUCGGUCACCCAGAUAGGUCCGGGUCAUUACAUAACCUUGCGAAUGUGCUCUCUACCCGCUUCGAGCACCGACGCAAUGUAGAAGACCUCCACGAGUCACGAGAGAAUCUCUGCUGUGCAUUGACUCUGUUGACGCAACAUCAUGAUCCUCGUCAAAUAGGGGCUCAUGAAUCGCUAGCUAAGGUUUAUCUGUCAUUCCAUCGAUCACAAUUUGACGGCACUGGUGAGGACACUGACGGUCUGAAUGUUGUCAUGCAUCAUCACAAGGCAGCAGCGAAUGUUGUCUCCGGAGGUUUGCGACUUCGCCUGCAAGCAAGUCUACUCUGGGUUCGCGAUGCCCAUCAAUAUUCACAUGAUACUCAACUGGAGGCUUAUGCGACUUCCAUGGAACUUCUGGACGCUUCCAUGUCCGCGACAGCUUCAGUAUCGUCUCGUCACAAUUCCAUGAAGGACUUCCCAAAUACGCUUGCCAUAGAUGCCGCAUCAUGUGCUCUUCGUAGCGGUGAUGUGUAUCGCGCUGUCGAGUUGUUGGAACAAGGUCGGACUGUCAUCUGGACCCAGAUGACACGACUCCGCACGUCUCUUGAUGGCCUCCUGGAACACGGCGAUCAUGCAGUGGCGCUGACGAAGAAAUUCAGACACCUUAGCUCCCUCCUUGAUAAAUCUCCUGCGAAUCAUCUGGAAGAGACCACAAGAGUCAAUGUAGAAGCCGAAGCAAGCCGGUACCGACGUCUAGUGGAGGACUGGAAUAGAGUUGUAGAAGAGAUUAGGAAGAUUGAAGGCUUCUCUCGCUUCCUACUUCCCCCCUUGUUCUCCGAUCUCCAAGACGCAGCUCGUGAUGGACCUAUUGUCGUGCUCGUUGCAAGCAAGUCGUCUUGCGAUGCCAUUAUCAUCCCGCACAAGCAACCUCCGAUCAGCAUCAAACUCCGUAUCAGUUUGGAGAAACUCCAACAUUUAGUGGUCAAACUCCAACGAGCAAGUCAACCACAGGCCGCUCCCAAACUCGCUCCCGAAACCACUCCAAAACCCGCUCCCAAAAACACCCACUCGGCCCUGAUGAAAGCUUUGACGGAGUUGUGGGAUGACAUUGUCCGCCCGGUGGUCGACAAUUUGGGCAGAUUUGCACCACCAGGUUCCCGGAUAUGGUGGUGCCCAACGGGUGCCUUCAAUUUCUUGCCGUUGCACGCUGCUGGCGAGUACAGGCAAGGUGGACAGUUGCUUUCGAAGCUCUAUAUCUCUUCAUGCACACCAUCGCUUACCGCCCUGAUCAAGGCUCGCAGAAGUCAUGACAGAUCCCUGUCAGUGCCCUUUGCUGCCAUCGGUCAGGAUCACCCAGCCGGUCAUUCAUUCACUUUGGAGUGCGUGGAGCCUGAACUAGAAUUGGUGCGGAGUCUUUUGCCCCCUCCUCCGGCUGUUUCCUUCACCAAGAUAACGAGCGUUGAUGCAACGAAAUCGAGAGCAUUGCGUGCAUUGCGAGACAAUACCUGGCUUCAUUUUUCGUGUCAUGGAACACAGAACUAUACAGAACCCUUCAAGUCGGCCUUUCUCAUGCGCGACCACCCGCUUUCACUCCUCGAUAUCUCACAAAUGGAUCUGUCUCAGCAUGAAUUUGCCUUUCUUUCUGCAUGUGAAACCGCAGUCGGUGACUUUCGUACUCCUGACGAAGUCAUACACCUGGCGGCUAGUCUACAAUUCGCUGGGGUACAGAGUGUAGUUGGGACAUUAUGGGAGGUCAGUGAUAGUACGGUGCAGCGCUUAGUCGAGGCAUUCUACAAGAACUUGUGUGGGGAUGGCAAGAUGAAUUCCAAGCGGGCUGCCCGUGCGCUGCACCGAGCGGUCCAGUCGUUGGCUAGUGACAAGGACAUGCCAUUGGAGCAGCGCAUAGUGUUCAUGCAUAUUGGCAUAUGA
Messenger RNA from Suillus clintonianus, 3354 nucleotides. Its product is annotated as TPR-like protein. Gene Ontology annotation, molecular function: protein binding. NCBI's taxonomy places the organism in Eukaryota, Fungi, Basidiomycota, Agaricomycetes, Boletales, Suillaceae. The record is from RefSeq and is a predicted model, not a curated record. Bases 7 to 3354 code for a protein of 1115 amino acids. The transcript has a single exon.